ACGUUCAUAUUUAAAAUGGGCUCCGCUUGGGCUAAAUUGGGCUUUUAUCUUCUGAUGGGCUUUGAACCAUUUCCUCUCUAUAAAAUGUCUGAUAUUAUAUUUUUUCUCAAGAGAUACUUCUUUUCUCCGUCACUGUUUCACUCUGGUUUUUCAAUGGCUACAGACAACAAAUCAAAGCAAAAAAAUGGCAACAAAAACAAGAAUAGGCAACGUUAUCGUCCCAACAAUAAAGCAGUGAAGAAAGGUGGAUACCCUUUAAGGCCAGGAGUACAAGGGUUCUAUAUAACAUGUGAUGGUGGUAGAGAAAGACAAGCUUCUCAAGAAGCUGUUAAUGUUAUUGACUCUUUUUAUGAAGAGCUGGUGCAGGGGACAAAUUCAAAAUUCGGACAGGGAGAAUUAUCAGAAAAACCUGUAAACAAAAAGACUGUUUUCAAAUAUUCUGAUUCUUCUAGCAGCGAUGAUGAUGAAGAUGACGACAACGUUAAUGAUGAGAACCAGACCAAGGAGGAGACUUCAAAAGUUGAGCAACAUGAGGAGAAAACUGAUGAUGAGGUUGGCAGCUUAAAAGCUGGUAAAUCCGAGCCUGAAAACAAGGAUAACAUCUCUACUGAUGAACAAAUACAAGGAAAUACUGAGAAUAAAGAGGAGCCAGUCGAGGCAACUCAUGAACAGAAAGAUAUUGACGUUGGGGAGCCACCUGCAAAGAAACAAUGUGUUGAAAGAGAAGCACCAGAAUCUGGAAAUAUUGCAUCUGGCAAGACAGAGGAGAAAUCUAUUGAUAAACUAAUAGAAGCUGAGCUUGCUGAGUUGGGAGACAAAAGCAAGAGGCGUUUUAGCUACCUAGACUCAGGUUGCAACGGUGUUGUGUUUGUUCACAUGAGCAAGAAAGAUGGAGAUCCUAACCCUAAGGAAAUCGUUCAACAUAUGAUGUCCUCGCUUGCCUCGACAAAGAGACAUGUAUCAAGGUUCAUAUUGAGAGUGUUACCAGUUGAAGUAACAUGUUAUGCAUCAGAGGAGGAAAUUGGAAAAGCAAUAACGCCUCUCAUUACAAAAUACCUAACUGCUGAAAACGACACUCCGAAGAAGUUUGCAGUGCUUUAUGAAGCCCGAGCAAAUACUGGAAUCAAUAAGAUGAAAAUCAUUGAUACUGUGGCUAAAGCUGUCCCUUCACCUCACACAGUUGAUCUUAGCAACCCUGAAAUAAACAUAGUGGUUCAAAUAGUCAAGACUGUGUGCUUGCUUGGAGUUGUUGAGAAGUACAAGGAGUUGUCCAAGUAUAACUUGAGGCAGCUUACCUCUAAGAAUUAGUUCUACUGAGACAUCAUACAGAGUUUCAGUUAAAGCAUCGGGAUCGAAGAGAAUUCUGCUGGGCGCUUUAAAAUCUGCCAUGUUUUAGGACAGUUUGAAGGAAGUUCUGCAUCCAACUAUCGAUGUUUUAGGUUAGGUUUAUAGUGUAAUAUGGUUAGAAUUCCUAUACCGAGGGGUUUGAAAUUUUACUGGAACUUUAUGUUAAAGAGUUAUUAUGUUUUCAGUUCUGAACUUCUGGCAAUAAUUAACACAGUUUAACUUUACAGUA
Molecule: messenger RNA, 1576 nt
Organism: Lycium ferocissimum
Lineage: Eukaryota; Viridiplantae; Streptophyta; Magnoliopsida; Solanales; Solanaceae
Exons: 7
Coding region: 16-1308 (430 amino acids)
Biological process (GO): tRNA modification
Molecular function (GO): RNA binding
Source: RefSeq, a predicted model, not a curated record